Messenger RNA from Balaenoptera acutorostrata (minke whale), 1526 nucleotides. It is a transcript of the gene CRYL1, whose product is annotated as crystallin lambda 1. Gene Ontology annotation, molecular function: NAD+ binding; L-gulonate 3-dehydrogenase activity. The transcript has 8 exons. Lineage: Eukaryota; Metazoa; Chordata; Mammalia; Artiodactyla; Balaenopteridae. The record is from RefSeq and is a predicted model, not a curated record. The coding region runs from base 111 to 1079 and encodes 322 amino acids. Gene Ontology annotation, biological process: fatty acid metabolic process.
GCGCCCCACCCACGGGCCAGGCCCCCGGGCCCUGUCGCAGCUCUGGGGCGGGCGGAGCCAGUGCCCGGCUGGCGCGCGCUGUAGCUGUGGGCUUGGGCACGGCGCGGGCCAUGGCGUCACCAGCGUCCUCGGCGCCCGGCGGGGUGGCAGUGGUCGGCAGUGGCCUCAUCGGGCGAAGCUGGGCAAUGCUGUUCGCCAGCGCAGGCUUCAAGGUGAAACUGUACGACAUUGAGCCACGGCAGGUAACGCACGCCCUGGACAGCAUCAGAAAAGAGAUGAAGUCGCUGGAACAGUCGGGCUCCCUGAAAGGCUCGCUGGGCGCCGAGGGGCAGCUGUCGCUCAUCAGCGGUUGCUCCGACAUCCGGGAGGCGGUGGAGGGCGCCCUGCACGUCCAGGAAUGUGUUCCAGAAAACCUAGAGCUGAAGAAGCAGCUUUUUGCCCAGCUGGAUGGAAUCGUUGGCGACCAGGUUGUCCUGAGCAGCUCCAGCUCCUGCCUCCUGCCCUCCCGGCUGUUCUCUGGCUUGGUACACGUGAAGCAGUGCCUCGUGGUACAUCCUGUAAAUCCGCCCUAUUACGUCCCGUUGGUGGAGCUGGUCCCACACCCGGAGACGGCCCCUGCGACGGUGGACAGAACCUACGCCUUGAUGCGGAAGAUCGGACAGUCCCCGGUCAAACUCACGAAGGAGGUUGACGGCUUUGCUCUGAAUCGUCUCCAGUAUGCCGUCAUCAGCGAGGCCUGGAGGCUCGUGGAGGAAGGAGUAGUGUCCCCGGGCGACCUUGACCUCGUCAUGUCGGACGGCCUGGGCAUGCGGUACGCGUUCAUCGGGCCCCUGGAAACCAUGCACCUCAACGCCGAAGGUAUGUUAAGUUACUGUGACAGGUACAGCGAAGGCAUGAAACAUGUCCUGAAGACUUUUGGACCCAUUCCAGAGUUUUCCGGGGCCGCAGCUGAAAAAGUGCACCAGGCCAUGUGCGUGAAGGUUCCAGAUGACCCGGAGCACUUAGCUGCCAGGAGGGAGUGGAGGGACAGAUGCCUCAUGAGACUUGCCAGACUGAAGAGCCAGCUGCAGCCCCAGUGAAGCCUCGUGCGACCCCUGCCGCCCGUGCUGGAGCCCGUUCGCUGGAAGCACGAGCCCCUGUCAAGGGGCUCAGAGACGCUGGGAGGCCUUGGGAGCCCAGCAGGCAGGGCCCGACUUGCUCUCCACCAGGCAGGCGCCCCGGUGGACGGGGGGGUGCCCCAGACUGGGGGUCAGAGCAGCACUGAGGUCUGCGGGCUGGAACCCCUGCCACCAGGGCAGGCGAGAGAGCAAAUCCUCUGAAGAUUUUACCAUUUAUUUCCCGUGUGAUUACAUGUGGAUACAUUUCAUAGCCAGUGAUCGUAGUUUCAAGUUAUUUUAAUCCGCUGCAAAAUAGUUUUAUAAUUAUUUUCUGACCUCUUGCUGAGUACUCUGCGGCCCUGCAUUUAUGAGGCAACUCCCUUCACUUUCUUGAUGCUUAUUCCAAAUAAAAGCGUUUGAUUCCAUAAA